AGUGACACUCUGCUCUGUGAUACCUGCUCUGAGUCAGAGGAUCAUGAGGAUCACCCACAUUGGCCCAUUGCAGUGGCUUCUCAGCACCCCAGCGAGAAGAUCCACCGUGAUGAGGAAAUCUUGUAUGGAAUGGAGAACCAAUCCAGGAGCUUCUACUAAAAGAAGAGGAAGAACCCCUCAUGGACUGUGCAUAUGGAUUGAUUCUAAAAAUACAAGUGAGAGAAUUUUUCAGAAGCAACUCAAUCUAAUAGGGCAACUUAAUCUGGCAAGGCAGAAGAAAGGGAAAGGGGGAAAAUUCAUUUGGCAAAAGGAGAGCAAGCACCUCUGGAAGCACUACCCAAAGCUGAGGAAGAUGGGGGCUGUACAGGAACACCAGAUCGUGGAGGAAAAGAAGGAGUGGGAGCUCAUGAUGACCAUCCAGAGCAGAUUCCUAACAGCCAUCAUCACUGAGCUGCAGGAAAAGAUGCAGAAGCCAGAGGGACAAUGGCUAAGGCAUGUGGCAGAGACAUUGCAAAGUAGCGUUGUCUGGCCUAAUGUGGAACCUCUCCUAGUCAAUCUGGAUGAUUCUUAUCUUAAAUUUGGGAUGGCGUUUGUAAACUCUUCCAAAGAUAUAAGCUAUGCAAAACAGGAAAUGGGAAAUUCUCCAAAGAUACAUGCUCAGUGGGAGGCAGAAUUGAAGUGGAAACUGAAUUUUGCAUGUGAAAAGAACUAA
This is a messenger RNA of Sarcophilus harrisii (Tasmanian devil), 712 nucleotides long. RefSeq lists its product as uncharacterized. The coding region runs from base 44 to 712 and encodes 222 amino acids. The record is from RefSeq and is a predicted model, not a curated record. Lineage: Eukaryota; Metazoa; Chordata; Mammalia; Dasyuromorphia; Dasyuridae. The transcript has a single exon.